ACUGAGUUCAGGCGAAUAAAGAGGCAGCAGAUACACAUUGACAGCCUGUGUGCUCCUCUUAUCUGCCACAAUGUGCGUGUCACUGGGGAGAGCCAGCGGGGGAGGGAGAGAGGGAAGUGGGACAAAGGUGACAUUAGCUGCCUUGGACUCUCAGUGACAUUGGACAUAUAUAUGUAUGUAUAUACCUAGAGACCUGUGUGUAACAUGCAGGGAGACUUGAUUGACAGAUUGCCCUACAAGCCUCAGUACUGCUGCUUUUACCAUGGCUCGCCUGCUGACAACGUCAUGUCUUUGGAGAGGGCACUUUGUGGCUUCCCAAUGUUCUGUGACCCUCAGAACUUACAGUGCAGGGAGCAUGGACACUGAACACCUGAAUCAGAGCAUCGUACCAACAAUGCACUUCCAGAAAAGUCUUCCCAGGCUUCCGAUUCCCAAACUGGAAGAUACUACCAAACGAUACUUGAAUGCACAAAGACCUCUUCUAGAUGAUGAGCAGUUCAGGAAGACAGAACAGCUGGUUCAGAACUUUCAGAGUGGUGUUGGGAAACAGCUGCAUGAGGAGCUAGUGACAAAAGACAAGAUCAACAAACAGACCAGCUACAUCUCUGGUCCCUGGUCUGACAUGUACCUCUGUGCCCGUGAGCCCAUAGUAUUUAAUUUUAACCCCUUUAUGUCCUUUACACCUGAUCCUAGACCAGAAUAUAAUAACCAGCUUAUCAGAUCUACUAACAUGAUAGUGUCUGCAAUGCGUUUCUUAAAGACAAUGCGAGCUGGCUACCUAGAGCCAGAAAUCUUCCAUCUGAAUCCAGCAAAAAGUGAUACACAGACUUUUAGAAGGCUCAUUCGAUUUGUACCCUCCUCUCUAUCCUGGUAUGGUGCUUACAUGGUAAACGCAUACCCCUUAGACAUGUCUCAGUAUUUCCGUCUCUUUAACUCCACACGAUUGCCAAAACCCAACCGUGAUGAGUUGGUAACAGAUGAGAGUGGGAGGCACCUACUGGUCCUAAGGAAGGGGAAUUUCUAUGUGUUCGAUGUGCUGGAUAAAGAUGGGAACAUUAUGAAGGCUUCAGAGAUCCAGGCACAUCUUCAGUAUAUUUUGUCUGACACCAGUCCUGCAGCAGAAUUCCCGCUGGGAUACCUAACGAGUGAGGAGAGGAACACAUGGGCACUCUUGAGACAAAAGCUGCUUGACAAUGGGAACCAAGAUGCUUUGAAGAAAGUGGACUCUGCUGUAUUCUGCUUGUGCUUAGAUGAUUUUCCUACCAAGGACCCUAUUCACCUGUCACACAAUAUGCUGCAUGGCUCCAGCCUGAACCGCUGGUAUGACAAGUCAUUCAGCAUAAUCAUGACGGAAGAUGGCACAGCAGCUAUUAACUUUGAGCAUUCGUGGGGAGACGGGGUGGCUGUUUUGAGGUUCCAGAAUGAAGUGUUUAAGGACAGCACUCAACGACCAGCAGUAUCUCCUCAGAGUCUGCCAGCCACUGUGGACUCUAGCAGAGCAGUACAGAAACUUCAAUUCCAUCUGGAUGACCCCUUGAAAGUUGCAAUCAACAAUGCCAAGGAAAAGUUUGAAGCAACUGCUAACUCACUGACCAUUGCUACCAUGGAAUUCAAGAGAGGGGGUAAAGAGUUCCUUAAGGCACAGAAACUCAGCCCGGAUGCAAUAUCUCAAUUAUCUUUUCAGAUGGCGUUCCUCAAGCAGUAUGGCAAAACUACAGCCACUUAUGAGUCCUGCAGUACUGCAGCUUUCAAACAUGGCCGCACCGAGACAAUCCGUCCAGCCUCCAUCUACACUAAGAAAUGCUGUGAAGCUUUUGUCCAACAGCGUUCAGCACACAGUGCCGGGGAGCUCAGGAAAAUUAUGGAAGAAUGUUCCAAGUACCACGGGCAGCUGACCAAGGAGGCUGCAAUGGGCCAAGGGUUUGAUCGCCAUCUUUUUGCCCUGAGAUAUUUGGCAGCCAGUAAGGGGCUUCAGCUUCCGGAGAUAUAUCAGGAUCCUGCAUACACUCAAAUCAAUCAUAAUGUCUUGUCUACCAGCACCCUUACAAGCCCCGCAGUGCAGCUUGGGGGCUUUGCACCUGUGGUAGCCGAUGGCUUUGGAGUGGGAUACGGUGUUCAUGACGACUGGAUUGGCUGCAACGUAUCUGCGUAUCCAUCCCGUGAUGUCAGACAGUUUGUGCAGUGUGUGCACCAGUCUCUGGAGGACAUUUUUAAAGUGCUAGAAGAGAAACCUGUAAAGUCGUAGGGCACUGAAUCAACCUUAUUUGUUUUAUCUUUGCAGACAGCACUGAUUUAUCCAAAUACUGUAAAUGUAUCAAUGUAAUUUAUGAUGCAGAAGCUAAUGGCCUUAAUCCAGGAGCUGUAAGGGUUGUGCUUGUUGGGUUAGAUCUUGUGGAUUAAGUUAGAACUAUUUCUAAAAGAUUGUUGCACUAGUCCAAAGCUGUCAUCAACGUAGUCCUUCUGUAGGGCUUUUCUCAGGUAAUAACCAGGGUACAUCAUCCUGUGGUUUCUGUAGUCACCAACCUCAGCAAACUCCUGAUCUGUAGUAGCUACUGGGCACCAACUGGACCUUUCACCAUUUAUAGAGGUCUCCACUAACUCCCCGGUCUCACGUAAAUCGUUACUUUUAAUAUUGGGCCCUAUUCAUUAAUGUUUUAUAAUGCGCAGGACACAUAUUACAUGCACAAUAUUCUGGCAUUGCUCCCAUGGAACAAAGCAACCUCUACAUUCUGGUUAUUACCUCUCCCCAUAUUGUGCUCUUAACAAAAUUAAAUAUUUGUUGUUAUGCAGAUUUACAGCAAUUGUUUCUAAGAUGUCACAUGACAACUGCAGUAAUACAAAUAAAGAAUGGACUGGGCCUGUUGUAAGAAUCUAGAGAUAAAGCCAGGAAUGUGCCGAUCCCCUCAAUAAAUACACGGUAUGGGAAAUUUCUGAAAACCAUGAAUGUAACUUACAGCGUAUUGCAUCUGCUGCUGAGAGUACAGAGCACAUCACAAUUAAUGUAAACUCAGUCUAUGCAAACACUAAACAGACAACUCCCUUGUAGAACGGUUUAUUAGAUGUAUUUUGUUGUAUGAAUUAUACACAAAUCAAGUCUGCUGAGUGAUUUUCUCAUUUAGGUGAGAAGUUUGUUUUUUUGUUGAUCCCACAUUUGUAAACUUAAAUAAAGCUGAUGAAUAUU
Bombina bombina (fire-bellied toad) is the source of this 3181-nucleotide messenger RNA. RefSeq names its product carnitine palmitoyltransferase 2 (gene CPT2). The record is from RefSeq and is a predicted model, not a curated record. The transcript is spliced from 6 exons. Gene Ontology annotation, molecular function: carnitine O-palmitoyltransferase activity. Gene Ontology annotation, cellular component: mitochondrion. The coding region runs from base 263 to 2245 and encodes 660 amino acids. NCBI's taxonomy places the organism in Eukaryota, Metazoa, Chordata, Amphibia, Anura, Bombinatoridae. Gene Ontology annotation, biological process: fatty acid beta-oxidation.